This is a messenger RNA of Dermochelys coriacea (leatherback sea turtle), 3142 nucleotides long. It is a transcript of the gene KLHL38, whose product is annotated as kelch like family member 38. NCBI's taxonomy places the organism in Eukaryota, Metazoa, Chordata, Testudines, Dermochelyidae. The record is from RefSeq and is a predicted model, not a curated record. Gene Ontology annotation, molecular function: protein binding. The coding region runs from base 28 to 1770 and encodes 580 amino acids. The transcript is spliced from 3 exons.
CAAUAUUCCUCUCUCACACAUUUCGCUAUGGAGGAAGAAUCUGCAAAGGACCUUCUCUUCAAAGACCAGGACUUCUCCUCUGAACUAUUGAGGCAGCUCAACGUUUUAAGGCAAAACGGGAUGUUGACUGAUGUUACUCUCUGCACUAGCGAGUUUGAAAUCCCUUGCCACAGGAAUGUGCUGGCUGCAAGCAGUCCUUACUUCAAGGCAAUGUUCUGUAACAACUUUAAAGAGAGAUGCCAGGCAAAAGUCGACUUGAAAGGCAUUGACUCCAAUAUUUUGUAUCAGAUUGUCCUUUAUGUUUACACAGGAGAGAUUCUUAUAACACCCGAGAAUGUCAUGUACCUAAUGGAGGCCACUUCCAUGUUACAGUACAUUAAAUUGUUCCAGGCCUGCUCCUUGUACCUCCAGGACCAGCUGACUCCUGGGAAUUGCCUGAGCAUGCUAAGGCUCUCUGAAAUCUUGAACUGCCAGAAUCUCAAUAAGAAAGCCAAGGAGAUAGCUCUCAAAUACUUUCCUGAAGUAGCCUCUUCUGAAGACCUGAAGGAGCUUUGUGCACUGGAGUUGAUUGAUUACCUUGGGGACGAUGAGCUCUGUGGUGAGGAGGAACAAGUGUUUGAGACACUGAUUGUCUGGAUCCGGCACGAUCUCCAGGCACGACAGGGCUAUAUCCAAGAUUUGUUCAAGAAGGUCCGGCUUCAGUAUGUCCACCCAACCUUCCUUUUCCACUUCAUUGCCAAUGACUCCCUCAUUCAGUCAUCACCCGCUUGUAGAAACAUCCUGGAAUCAGCCAGGAGACAGAUGUUCUCAUUAUAUAGCACUAGCACUCCUGAUAUCAAACCCAUGUGGCAUGUUCCCCGCAGAUAUUCAUACCAAGAGUUCCUCAUAAUCAUUGGUGGCAGGAAGGACAACCAGACGACAACCAGGGACGUCCUGCUGUAUGACGAGAAGACCAACCAGUGGCUGAGCCUCGCCAAGCAUCCUGUGCGCCUUUACAAAGCCUCUGCAGUGAGCUUGCAUAGCAAUAUCUAUGUGCUAGGAGGGAUGCCCGUUAGCUGUGAGAAAAGUCCAGUCAGUGAUCAUGUUUAUAUUUUCUCCCUCAAGCUAAAUCAGUGGAGAUUAGUUGAACCCAUGCUGGUUCCACGCUAUUCUCACAGGAGCAUAGCCUAUAAGAACUACAUUUUCUCAAUUGGAGGAAUUGGAGAGAAACAGGAAAUUCUGAAUUCCAUGGAGAGGUACGACAGCAUUUGUAACAUCUGGGAGAACAUGGCAAACAUGCCCGUUGCUGUCCUUCACCCUGCCGUUGCAGCUAAAGACCAAAGAAUUUAUCUCUUUGGAGGGGAAGACAUUAUGCAAAACCCUGUCCGUCUAAUACAGGUUUACCACAUAUCCAGGAACAUGUGGUUUAGAAUGGAGACCAGAAUGGUGAAGAAUGUUUGUGCACCAGCAGUGGUGAUUGGAGACCGGAUCAUCAUUGUUGGAGGGUACACCCGGAGAAUAAUCGCCUACGAUACUAAAGCCAACAAGUUUGUUAAGUGUGCAGACAUGAAGGACAGACGGAUGCAUCACGGGGCUGCUGUGAUAAAAAACAAGCUAUAUGUUACCGGAGGGCGCUGUCUCACUGCAGACAAUACGAUCCAAGACUCUGAUUCAUUGGACUGCUAUGAUCCUGAGACUGACACAUGGACUUUGAAGGGGAAACUCCCACACAAACUCUUUGACCAUGGAUGCCUUGCUCUUCAGUGUGUCCCCUAUUCCAACCUCCUGUAAAGGAAUCUUGUGUUACUCUGGCCCAAAGGGCCAAAAUUGCUGGGUACGUUGCAUAUGGAAAGUACUAGCAACUGCCCCAAUCAUCUGCCAGUGAAGCAACCAAAGGAGGCAGUCAUCUCCAGGGUGCUGUGUGCAAAAGGUCCUGAAUUCUCAGAUAUAUAUGUACAUACUGCUGCAAAAUGGGAUGUAAUUUGGUGUGAAAUACCAGAGUACAUACUAUAUUGCCCAAUGGCCCCACCCUGAGGUCCUUACUCAGAUUUUACUCAAGCAAUUGGAGUAAAAACUGGGCAAGAGCCUCAGGAUUUCGCAGAAUACAAUGUGUUUUGGAAGACAGAUAGAAAUGCUGAAGUCUCAGGGGAAACAUGUCACAACAAAGUUGCUAAUGUAUUUAUACCACUGCCCUCUACUUGACAGAAAUAGGACUUCUCAACAGUGUGUUAUAGCCCGGAUACUAAGAUAAUUUCUUUUUUAGUUCAGGUGGCAGGGGCUUUAGGAAUAGGAGGAUCUGAGUUCUUUCUGACUCACCACGAAGUUCUGAGUAGCCAUGUGGUGCUACAUAGCCAUGGAUUUGCUACAAUACUCAUCUAGUAACAGGGAAAACUUUUCUGCCAUCAGUUAAUGCUAAAACAAGGGCUUUUAAAAAUGAACAGGUAUAGGAAGGUAGGGAAGAAAUGACUCUACAUUUAAUGUUCCACAUCAUAAGCUAGAGAGGAACAAAACCCCAAUCCUUGACUUUGAACCCUUUCAAAUGUUGGUGAGAUGGAGAUUUGAAUCCCUAGAGCUGAUCACUGUCCUGGUGACUGGAGAAAAGUGGGUCAAGGUCUCUCUAAGAAUUUUCUCGUCUAUCCUCCCUUAAGGAACAAGAGAAGGGUUGCCAACCCUCCAGGAUUGGCCUGGAGUCUCCUGAAAUUAGUGCUGAUCUCCUGGUAACUAUUGAAAGCAAUCCAGGAGAUUUUAAUAGGAUAUUUUUUAAAAAUGAGAUGAUGCCAUGUUGGGGAAAAAUAUCUCCCAGAAUAGCUUCAGUCAGAGUUGGCAACCUUAGAAGAGAGGAAGGAAAUGAAGAGAGGGGCACAGGAAGCCCAAAAUUCAUAUACUAGUUUCUUCUUUUUGGAGAGGAGAAGGGAAAGCUUCCAGUCCUCUCUCUAUAUCAGGGAUUACAAUGAAGUCAGACAUAGAGGUUGACUAGGAAGCUGCUAAACCAUGGGAAUUCCUGUAAAGCUGGAAAAAUGGAGGUAACACAUGCAGGACAGUGGAUCCAGAAGAGAAGAUAUAUUUGCAGGGAGCAAGAAAUAAACCACUACUCUCCUCCCCUUGCAAAAACUAAAACAACACAAUCCUGCUGGGAAACAGAUGACAGAAAACCAGUAACAGA